Molecule: messenger RNA, 555 nt
Organism: Arvicola amphibius (Eurasian water vole)
Lineage: Eukaryota; Metazoa; Chordata; Mammalia; Rodentia; Cricetidae
Gene: Cops9
Product: COP9 signalosome subunit 9
Exons: 3
Coding region: 71-244 (57 amino acids)
Biological process (GO): negative regulation of protein neddylation
Source: RefSeq, a predicted model, not a curated record
AGACCAGUUCGGAGGUUCACCGGAAGUGGACGGGGCUAGCCGGAAGUGAGCGCAAAGCUGCAGCGCGGAGAUGAAGCCGGCAGUGGAUGAGAUGUUUCCCGAGGGCGCGGGGCCCUACGUAGACCUGGACGAGGCUGGAGGGAGCACUGGGCUCUUGAUGGACUUGGCAGCCAAUGAAAAGGCAGUUCAUGCAGACUUUUUUAAUGAUUUUGAAGAUCUCUUUGAUGAUGAUGAUGUGCAGUGAGGCCGUCCAGUUGUAUAUGCUCCACAUUUGUGACGUGUCUUGAAUUCCUCAGGACAGGAUCAGAUGGUUGAGGAGACCUUGCAGAGAUCACUAGAAGUCAGGACCUGGUCAGUCACAGGAGGGGGACUGUCUGAACCAACUGGGUGCUGCGGUUUCUGAGAAUACUAGCCCCUUGUCCUUGUUUAAAUUAAAAACAGCACCAUAACAUGCAGGAUAGCUUUAAUUCCUGUGCUCUUGGAUGAAUAUUGUAAUCCUCCCUCCCCUUGUGCAAACACAGGAAUAAAUCGCAUCUAUUCCCGUAGCAAACACAA